This is a messenger RNA of Haliotis rubra (blacklip abalone), 1397 nucleotides long. RefSeq names its product cytochrome P450 3A13-like. Lineage: Eukaryota; Metazoa; Mollusca; Gastropoda; Lepetellida; Haliotidae. The transcript is spliced from 11 exons. The record is from RefSeq and is a predicted model, not a curated record. Gene Ontology annotation, molecular function: iron ion binding; steroid hydroxylase activity; oxidoreductase activity, acting on paired donors, with incorporation or reduction of molecular oxygen. The coding region runs from base 55 to 1188 and encodes 377 amino acids.
UACCCGAAGUUCUUUUCCUGGAAACAGAAGUAUGGAAGAGUAUUUGGGAUCUUCAUGGGGAAACAAAAAGCUUUAGUCAUAUCCGAUCCGGAUAUUCUGAAGGAGGUCUUUGUCAAAAGUUUCAACACAUUCAGGAACCGGAUGAGAGUCCCAAUGAUACCCUUUCCGUUAAACCUGGGGUUGUUUUUUCUGGACGAUGCCCACUGGAAGAGAGUCAGAAGCAUCGUCAGCCCUGGUUUCAGCAGCAGCAAACUUAGACUGAUGUGUGGUGCCAUCAACGAGUGCGCAACGACUCUCGCUAAUAACUUCUCAAAGGUCGCUGGGAAUAAUAAAGCGGUGAAUAUGAAAGAAUACUUUGGAGCUUACGCCAUGGAUGUCAUUUCACGAACUGCCUUUGGUGUAAAGGUUGAUUCCCAAAACGACUUCCACAACCCUUUUGUUGCUAAUGCUCAAGAGAUAUUUAAACAUACCAAGGAGCGAAGAUUAUUGCCGAUAAUAGCAGCAUUAGACGCACUUAGAGACGACAAUGGUUACGCUGCAAAUCGAGAGAAGUCCAAGAAAGAUACAAUCAGAGGUCUAUCGACAGAUGAAGUAGUUGGCCAAGGCAUAAAUUUCUUUGCUGCUGGAUACGAAACAACGGCGUCAACACUGACCUUUGCGUCGCACAGCCUCGCGGUGAACCCGGAUAUCCAAGAGCAGGUGUACCAUGAAAUCAAAGAAAUGCUUGGAAAUGAGGAACCAAACUACGACAACAUUGGGAAACUGAAGUAUCUGAACAACGUCAUCACUGAGACGCUCCGACUCUUCCCACCAGUUAUUGCGUUACAUCGCAGAGCGUCUGAAGCUAUUCAGAUCAAGGGGUUGACAAUCCAAAAGGGACAGACUAUCUUUAUCCCCGUGUUUGCCAUGCAAAGAGACCCUGAGUUCUUCAAGAAUCCAUAUUCCUUCAGUCCAGAAAGACAUGAUGAACACUCCCAUCCGCUUUCCUUCCUAGCUUUUGGGUACGGUCCGAGGAAAUGUAUUGGGAUGCGUCUAGCUCUGAUUGAGGCUAAAAUAGCCCUGGUUCAUCUUCUGAGAACUGUGAAGUUUGAAUGCUUGCCAGACACACCGGAGGUUUUGACGUUUAAGAAAACCAACUUUCUUCAAACUGACAAGGAGAUAAGAUUGAAAUUAUCUUCGAGAUGCUAAAUUUUCAAUGAUAGACAGAACGUUUUACUUUAUCUUAAUCAUUUGAAUUAAUAACAUCUUAAAUACUAUAUUAACAUAAUGACAGUGCUAUUUCGCAUUUGAAUUCAUGUAUUGUCUGAUAAAAAUGUACAUGGGCAUCUCCAAGUGUCGGUGUUCUGUAUGCCAUAAAGUGCUGUACCUAAUAAAUAUGAGUGCUACUUCGAACGAUC